AUGGACAGUGGUUGCUCGCAGAAUCCACAACGGCGGAAAAGGUCCCAUCGUUGCGACGUGUGCGAAAAAUAUUUUGCGUCCUCGAACCAGGUGAAAACCCACGCGAGGUUCCACACUGGGGAGAAGCCCUUCCAGUGCUCGGAGUGUCAGCGAGGGUUCAGCCAGAAAAGCGAUCUCACGAGACACGUGAGGAUCCAUACAGGGGAGAAGCCCCACAAGUGCUGGGUUUGCAUGCAAAGUUUCAGACUAAAGUCCCACUUGACGAACCACAUGGGCACCCACACCGUAGAACGGCCCCACAAGUGCUCAGUUUGUCCACAAGCAUUUGGUACUGCAGGUAGUCUCGUGAGGCAUAUGAGGACCCAUACUGGGGAGAAGCCCCACAAGUGCUCGGUUUGUCCACAAGCAUUUGGUACUGCAAGUAGUCUCGUGAGGCAUAUGAGGACCCAUACUGGGGAGAAGCCCCACAAGUGCUCGGUUUGUCCACAAGCAUUUGGUACUGCAGGUAGUCUCGUGAGGCAUAUGAGGACCCAUACUGGGGAGAAGCCCCACAAGUGUAUGGUGUGUUCACGGGAGUUCAGCCAAAGUAGUCAUCUGGCAAGCCACGGAAGGACCCAUACUGGGGAGAAGCCCCACAAGUGCUCGGUUUGUCCACAAGCUUUUGCUACUGCAAGUAGUCUCGUGAGGCAUAUGAGGACCCAUACUGGGGAGAAGCCCCACAAGUGCUCGGUUUGUCCACAAGCAUUUGGUACUGCAGGUAGUCUCGUGAGGCAUAUGAGGACCCAUACUGGGGAGAAGCCCCACAAGUGCUCGGUUUGUCCACAAGCAUUUGGUACUGCAAGUAGUCUCGUGAGGCAUAUGAGGACCCAUACUGGGGAGAAGCCCCACAAGUGCUCGGUUUGUCCACAAGCAUUUGGUACUGCAAGUAGUCUCGUGAGGCAUAUGAGGACCCAUACUGGGGAGAAGCCCCACAAGUGCUCGGUUUGUCCACAAGCAUUUGGUACUGCAAGUAGUCUCGUGAGGCAUAUGAGGACCCAUACUGGGGAGAAGCCCCACAAGUGCUCGGUUUGUCCACAAGCAUUUGGUACUGCAAGUAGUCUCGUGAGGCAUAUGAGGACCCAUACUGGGGAGAAGCCCCACAAGUGCUCGGUUUGUCCACAAGCAUUUGGUACUGCAAGUAGUCUCGUGAGGCAUAUGAGGACCCAUACUGGGGAGAAGCCCCACAAGUGCUCGGUUUGUCCACAAGCAUUUGGUACUGCAAGUAGUCUCGUGAGGCAUAUGAGGACCCAUACUGGGGAGAAGCCCCACAAGUGCUCGGUUUGUCCACAAGCAUUUGGUACUGCAAGUAGUCUCGUGAGGCAUAUGAGGACCCAUACUGGGGAGAAGCCCCACAAGUGCUCGGUUUGUCCACAAGCAUUUGGUACUGCAAGUAGUCUCGUGAGGCAUAUGAGGACCCAUACUGGGGAGAAGCCCCACAAGUGCUCGGUUUGUCCACAAGCAUUUGGUACUGCAAGUAGUCUCGUGAGGCAUAUGAGGACCCAUACUGGGGAGAAGCCCCACAAGUGCUCGGUUUGUCCACAAGCAUUUGGUACUGCAAGUAGUCUCGUGAGGCAUAUGAGGACCCAUACUGGGGAGAAGCCCCACAAGUGCUCGGUUUGUCCACAAGCAUUUGGUACUGCAAGUAGUCUCGUGAGGCAUAUGAGGACCCAUACUGGGGAGAAGCCCCACAAGUGCUCGGUUUGUCCACAAGCAUUUGGUACUGCAAGUAGUCUCGUGAGGCAUAUGAGGACCCAUACUGGGGAGAAGCCCCACAAGUGCUCGGUUUGUCCACAAGCAUUUGGUACUGCAAGUAGUCUCGUGAGGCAUAUGAGGACCCAUACUGGGGAGAAGCCCCACAAGUGCUCGGUUUGUCCACAAGCAUUUGGUACUGCAAGUAGUCUCGUGAGGCAUAUGAGGACCCAUACUGGGGAGAAGCCCCACAAGUGCUCGGUUUGUCCACAAGCAUUUGGUACUGCAAGUAGUCUCGUGAGGCAUAUGAGGACCCAUACUGGGGAGAAGCCCCACAAGUGCUCGGNAGUUUUAAAAUGUCUCUUUAUGGAAAUAAAAAAAAAUUAA
Molecule: messenger RNA, 2115 nt
Organism: Copidosoma floridanum
Lineage: Eukaryota; Metazoa; Arthropoda; Insecta; Hymenoptera; Encyrtidae
Product: zinc finger protein Xfin-like
Source: RefSeq, a predicted model, not a curated record